AACUCCCUGGGGAAGAGGGCCCCUCAUGGGAGGGGGGGAGCUGUUGGUGGUCUCUCCCCUUAGGGCUGGUCUGCACCUCUCAACCUGCCUGAACAGCCUGAAGGUGGGGUCCGAGCCCCUGGGAGAGGGAUUCACACAGGAGGGCUAAAGUGCUGUGGAGUCCCAGCCCCAUCACUCACCCUCGCUUGGCAGAUCUUCAGUUCUGAUGUAAAUAACUGUCGAGCGUAGAAGUUGGGGACUGCCCUGGCUGUGCAGAGAACAUGACAGUACCCGAUGGGUUAAACUGUGACAGAGGAAACCAGACUUCUCCUUCUGGGGCGUGACUGCGACUACAUCUGAAAGAUCAAAAUUAAAAAAGAAGCUUCAUACUUGGAGAUGAUUAUGGAAGGAAAUUAUGCAACAAAGAGAGGGCUUAUUGGAACUGUUGUGUUACCUCCCAGCCCACUGCCUCCUUGUUUUCCAUAUCUUCCAGCCUCCCAACCAUGGCUGCUGGGACUAGAUUUGGAUGAAAUGGACACUUUCUGCUUCUCAGGAUUUUGCUCCACUGGAAAAAAGUUAUAAACAGCAGCAUCCAGAUACAGAAUUGAGUGAGAUUUCUGUAGAGCUCCUGAAAUGCCAUGGAAAGGAAAAAGAUAGUGAGAAGGAGAGACAACAAAUAAUUGGUGGAUGUAAUCAGACUUGUUCUGCAGUGACAUCUGCUUUCCCAUUGCCACCCAUGCUCUGCUCCCUAGAUCAGAGCUGCCCUGCACUUUUCAGUAGCUCCAACAUUUGGAUUGCAGGCUGUAGUAGGUUCUUCCUCUGCUGGCUUCUUUCAUUCACCCGCAGUCUUGGAAUGAAGCUGUUUCCUGAACAAUGGUCUGCCGAUGGUGUAAGGCAGAGUGACUUCCCGGAGCAGGAAAUGCCAGCAACUGUGAUGCCGGGGAGUCCGGUCCAGCUGAACAGUGUCACCCUGGAGUCUGAACACCCGCAGUCUGUGAGCCAGCCCCAACCUGCCUUCCAGAUCCAGCCUGUGACCCCGGACCCUGCCCCCAGCCAGUCCAGGGAGACAUGGGGUGGGAAGUAUGAGUUCCUGCUCUCCUGCAUCGGGUAUUGCGUGGGGCUGGGCAAUGUCUGGCGCUUCCCCUAUCUCUGCUACCGCAAUGGAGGAGGGGUCUUCCUGAUCCCCUACUUCAUCAUGCUGCUCUUCACCGGCCUGCCCCUGUUCCUACUGGAGCUCAGCCUUGGCCAGUACGGUGCUGCAGGGCCCAUCACUGUCUGGAAGUGCUGCCCUCUGCUGAAAGGGAUCGGCGUGGGCAUGCUGCUCGUCUCCUCGCUGGUGUCGCUCUAUUAUAACGUCAUCAUCGCCUGGACUUUCUACUACCUGGGCAUGUCUUUCCAGAGCCCCCUGCCCUGGUCUUGCGAUGCUCCGCAGAACGCCCCCCUCUGCCAGAACGCAUCAGGAAACGCCAGUCGGUUCAGUGCCAGCGAGGCCUUCUGGAACGAGCAGGUGCUGGGGGUCACGCACAGCUCUGGCCUCCACGACCCGGGCCCGGUGAGGUGGCCGCUCGCCAUAUGCUUGUUGGUCGCCUGGAUCGUCAUCUUCCUGUGCAUGUUAAAGGGAAUCCGCAGCUCGGGCAAGGUGUGGAACGAUGCUGCCUCACAGAUCUUCUACUCACUAGGCAUUGGCUUUGGGGGGCUACUCUCCAUGGCCUCCUACAACAAGUUCGACAACAACGUGAUCAGGGACACCCUGGUUAUUGCCAUCGGGAACUGCUGCACCAGCUUCUUCGCUGGAUUCGCCAUCUUCUCCAUCCUGGGCCAUAUGGCGUGGAGGAAGAGAGUGCCGGUGGGGCAGGUGGCCGAUUCAGGUCCUGGACUUGCCUUCGUGGCCUACCCAGAAGCCCUUGCUCUGCUGCCUGCCUCUGCCUUCUGGUCGGUCCUGUUCUUCCUGAUGAUGUUCACGCUGGGAGUAGACACCCUGUUCGGGAACAUGGAGGGCAUUACCACGGCCAUGCUGGACGAGUUCCCGGCCCUGCGCGGGUGGAGACGGAAAACCCUCUUCCUGGGCGCGCUGUGCUUCAUCUUCUACCUGCUGGGCCUGCUGCUCAUCACCGAGGGCGGCAUUUACUGGUUCACCCUCAUCGACGCCUACAGCACCAGCUUCGGCCUCAUCAUCAUCACCCUCUUCAUGUGCAUUGGCAUUGCCUUCUUCUACGGAGUGAACCAGUUCUGUCGGGACAUCGUUGACAUGAUCUGCCGGUGCCCGCCCUGGUGCAGCAAGCUGGUGCUCUACUUCAAGGCAUGCUGGGUAUUCAUCACACCAUGCCUGCUGCUGUUCAUCCUCAUCUACAUCUUCCUGGAGAUGUACAGCACGUCCCUGCACUACGGUGCCUACGUCUACCCGCGCUGGGGCAAGGCCCUGGGCGUGUGCAUGGGCACCGUGACCUGCAUCCAGAUCCCGCUCUGGGCGCUCGUGGCCAUCUGCAGGGAGUCGGGGACGCUGACGGAUCGGUUCCGGAAAGCCAUCCACCCUCUGAAUUCCUGGCGCACGGCGACCACCCACGCCGAGGUCAUCGACGUCCCCUACACCAUCAACCUGGUGGACAGCGACUUCGCCAGCCCGCCCCAGGGGAGCAGCAAGGCCUGAGGGGCCGGGGCUGGGCAGCAGAACAGGGGCUCCAGGCAGGUCACUGCCCUCGCCGCUCCAGACAGCUGCUUUUGGCUCCAUUGUGGCAGCCUCCCAGGCGGAGGCCGCGGGCCGGUGCUCCUGGAUCCUGUUGGAGGCUGCAGCUGGUCCCUUAUCUGCAGGAGACGAUGCUGGGCUGGAAUCUGCUGCUCUCUAGCCGCAGCGGUGCCAGCAGGGGGGUGCCAGGACUCUGCUCAGGGCUGUGGCCUGCCAGCUGCUGGGCACUUUGCAAGAGGGGCCUGGCCUCUGAACCUUCUUAAAACCACAGGGAAAGGAUUGUACUUGAGAAUCAAUUGCACGUGCCCCCGGCGCAGCUGGGCACAAGGCUGGGUGGGUGCGCAGGUGCCCCCCGGCCAUGGACAGAGGUGCGCAGAUGGGGCUGCUCUGAGGUGCGGAAGUGCGCAGAUAGCGGCGUGCCCUGGGGCACAGACAGAGAAGUGUGUGGACAGGGCGGCGCCCCGGGGCGUGGACAGAGAGGUGCACACACAGAGAGGUGCCCUGGGGCGUGGACAGAGCUGUGUGCUCCUUGCCCAGCUGCACCCUCGGCGGGAAGUGAUUCCCCAGCACUGAAGCAAGGCUGGGCUGCUGCUGUCCCAGCACUAGCGUCUGUGCCGGGGGCUGGCCGGGCUCCUGGGGGCUGUGCCUGGGGAGGAGAGUUGUGGUGGGGGCAUCUCUGGCUCUGCGCCUGCCAAUCCCACGAGGUCUAGUCCCUGGGUUCCCCUCCUCUGUCUUGGGCACUCAGGCCAACUGCUCCAUUAGCUAACCCAGCCAUGGCUCGAAUCAGCUCCUGGCAGGGUCUCAGCCAGGUGGUGGCCAGCAGGGUCACAGCCCAAGGCUGCCCCAGGGGUGAGGACUUGGGGCUAGCAGGUUGGUGGCAGCACAAGGUUCAUGGUGCACAGCUGGGAAGCACCUUGCCCUCACCUGCUCCACAGGAACUGCCCACAUGUGGGGGGCAGCUGCUGUGGGCAGGGCUGGCAGAGGUGAGGAUUUGUCCUGGCAGCGAGAUGCAGGGGGAGGGGGUCUCUCCCCAGGCCGGCCCUGCCAGGGAGCUGGGUUUUGGGGGCCCCGGGUCUCCAGCCGCUGGGAUUUCUCUGCUGCAGAAAUAAAG
This is a messenger RNA of Chelonoidis abingdonii (Abingdon island giant tortoise), 3773 nucleotides long. The record is from RefSeq and is a predicted model, not a curated record. Lineage: Eukaryota; Metazoa; Chordata; Testudines; Testudinidae.